CACAUACACACACACGCGCAUACACGCAGACUGUCACUGCUCAGCAGUCAGCAGUUCUGUCUACCUGCGCUUUGCAAACAGAAGCGGUGCGCGUUACCCUAAUGAACCCGGUGGAUUUUACUUGAGGAACGACAGAAACAGGGCAGUUAAAUAAUUAGCAAUGUCUCUUUAUUGCAUUGCAUGGAUUUGCGGAUUGAUGCUUUCCCCGUUUUUGAAGAGGUAACAGUAAAGGUGCAUGCAUGACAUCAUGGAUUGCCUUUUCCUUUUGCUCUGGAGUUUACAAGUCCCUCUGGUAAGCAGCACAUCAGGGAGAUUAUUGGCGAGUGUGUCGUUUGGGAACUUUAUAAAGGCUCUGCAGUUCUGUUGCUUCCACUCUGUAACAUCGGUCUCAUUUACCGGCGACCUCGGCGUCCUCUAUCAAGAUUAUGAUUUUGCCACACCAGUGGAAGUGGACUCACUUGGAGCCUUCAUUUCCCAUGAUGUGUCAAGACAUGGAAGAAUUAAGAGAUCCCUGUCAGAAGCAGGUGGUCCAGUGCAUUAUCAUGUCUCUGCAUUUGGCAAGGAAUUACACUUAGACCUGCAGCCGUCCCAUGUGCUGGCAGAGGGGUUUACCGUACAGACACUGGGUUCAGAAGGCAUCAAUACAGCCAACCUUGACCCCUCUAUUCAUAACUGUCUCUAUCAGGGUUCCAUCCGAAACCAUUCUGAAUCCUCUGUGGCUAUAUCCACCUGCACAGGUCUGUCAGGUUUGAUCCGGUUCUCCGGCGAGGAACUUCUCAUCACUCCGCUACCGCAGCAUUUGGCUUUACAACACAACUACAGCGCCCCCUCUGGACAUCACCCACAUGUCAUCUACAAGCGAUCAGCUGAGCGCAGAGUGCACGCUGAUAAGACUGACAUGUCCAGCAGUGUUAAACCAAACAACCCCUACGAGAGCAACCACCGUCAUCACCACCACCGUCACCAUGAGUACCAGCACGGAAAGCUCCAGAGACAACACUUCUGCGGACGCCGCAAGCAAUAUACUCCCAAGCCUCCUACAGAGGAUCAUUUUGUCAUGCCCGAUGAGUUUGAGCAGCAAAGCCGGGUGAAGCGCUCAGAGAUUACAUCAAGCAAAGAGGCUGGACUGAAUGUUGAAACUCUAGUGGUGGCAGACAGGAAGAUGCUGGAGAAACAUGGCAGAGACAACGUCACUACCUAUGUCCUUACUGUCAUGAACAUGGUCUCCAGUCUUUUCAAAGAUGGAACUAUUGGAAAUGAUAUCAACAUUGUUGUGGUCAGCCUCCUCCUACUUGACAAAGAUCCGCUGGGUCUGUCUAUCAACCACCACGCAGACCAAUCACUCAACAGCUUCUGCCAGUGGCAGUCAGGCCUGAUAGGUAAAAACGGCAAGCGGCACGACCAUGCCAUACUGUUGACGGGGCUGGACAUCUGCUCCUGGAAGAAUGAACCUUGUGAUACAUUGGGUUUUGCUCCAAUAAGUGGGAUGUGUAGCAAGUAUCGUAGCUGCACGAUUAAUGAAGAUACGGGGCUGGGCCUCGCCUUCACCAUCGCCCACGAGUCAGGACAUAAUUUUGGAAUGAUCCAUGACGGAGAGGGGAAUCCCUGCCGGAAGACUGAAGGAAACAUAAUGUCUCCCACAUUGGCUGGGAAUAAUGGUGUUUUCUCAUGGUCUGCCUGUAGUCGGCAAUACUUGAACCGAUUUUUAGGUACAGCUCAGGCUUCAUGUCUAGUGGACGAGCCCAAGCACAUAGGCCAGUACAAGUACCCUGAGCAGCUUCCAGGUCAGCUGUAUGAUGCUGAUAUACAGUGCAAAUGGCAGUUUGGCUCGAAAGCUAAACUGUGCAGCCUGGACUUUGUAAAGGACAUCUGUAAGUCAUUGUGGUGCCACAGAACAGGACACCGGUGUGAGACCAAGUUCAUGCCUGCUGCUGAGGGCACCAUCUGUGGACCAGACAUGUGGUGCCGGAGAGGACAGUGUGUCAAAUUUGGUGAUCAUGGUCCUAGAGCAGUGCAUGGCCAGUGGUCGGGCUGGUCCGAGUGGUCUGACUGUUCACGCACCUGUGGUGGAGGGGUCAUGUACCGAGAGCGAUCCUGCAACAGCCCCAGCCCACAGCACAACGGCAAGUUCUGCCAAGGCCCCAGUCGACUGCACCAGCUGUGUAACACCAAGCCAUGCCAGCCCAAUGAAGUGGACUUCAGAGCUCAGCAGUGCACUGAGUACAACAGCAAACCCUUCAGGGGAUGGUACUACAAAUGGAAGCCAUACACCAAAGUGGAAGAAGAGGACAUCUGUAAGCUGUACUGCAUUGCUGAGGACUUUGAUUUUUUCUUCGCAAUGUCCAGCAAAGUCAAAGAUGGGACGUCUUGCUCUGACUACAAAGGUGGCGUGUGCAUUGAUGGAAUAUGUGAGCCGGUGGGCUGUGACCAAGUGUUGGGAUCAAAGUCCGCUUUGGAUGCCUGUGGAGUGUGUAAAGGGGACAACUCCACCUGCAAGUUCUACAGUGGCCAGUACACCCUCCAGCACAGAGCCAAUGAAUAUUACCCCGUUGUGAUGGUUCCCGCUGGAGCGAGGAGCAUCAGGGUGCAGGAGAUGGAGAUCUCCACCAGCUACCUGGCUGUCCGCAGUCUGAAACGUGGUACCUACUACCUGACGGGGGACUGGACAGUGGACUGGCCUGGCAGGUUCCAGUUCGCAGACACUACGUUCAACUAUCAACGCUCUUUCAACCGGCCUGAGACCUUGUACGCUGCAGGCCCCACUAAUGAGACCCUGCUCUUUGAAAUUCUUCUUCAGGGUAAAAAUCCUGGUAUAUCAUGGGAAUACACUCUACCACAUCCGGAGAAGAAGCACAACUACACCUGGUCCGUGGUGCGCUCUGACUGCUCUGCACCUUGUGCUGGGGGUCGGGUCUCGACGAAACCCAUUUGUUUGCAGGACCAGAACACGCAGGUCAACUCUUCACUCUGCAACCCUGAGACCAGACCUGUGGUGGGCUCUCACCUGUGCAACACACAGCCCUGCCCUGCCUAUUGGACGACAGGUAAAUGGGGAGUGUGCAGUAGAACAUGUGGAGGUGGGCAGCAGACGCGAAACAUCCGCUGCAUGAGGAAGGUGACAUACCAGCGGGAGGAGGUGGCGGCUCACUCCUUAUGUCCAGUAAUGGCUCCGGCCCAACUACAGCCCUGCAGCACACAGGCAUGUCCUCCAGAGUGGAGCACCGGCACCUGGUCUCAGUGCUCUAAGACCUGUGGGCGAGGGUUGAAGAAGCGCAGUGUUUUCUGCAGGAGCACCGAUCCAGGUGCUAGGGCUGUGGUGGUUCCUGACAGCAUGUGUAAAUUACACCUAAAGCCCAAAGCCCAGGAGACCUGUGUGCUGAGCCGAUGCCCCAAGAAUGAGCGUCUUCAGUGGAUAACUACCGCCUGGGGAGAGUGUUCAGCCUCCUGUGGAGCAGGAGUAAAGAGAAGAGAGCUGCAAUGUGGGGAGAAAGACUCCCACGGAGGCUAUACAGAGUUCCCAGCAAGGAGGUGCAGGAACCUCCGCAAGCACCAAGCGGACCUUGAACAAGCGUGUAAUAAUGGCCCCUGUCCAGAGCCCCCACCUCCCCAUCUCCUCCAGCCUGGCCCAGACAGGGGUGGCACUUCUGUGACUCUGGGCUGGUACUCCUCUCCUUGGCUGCAGUGCACGGUGUCCUGUGGUGGUGGGGUGCAGACACGUAGCGUUCAGUGUCUGAGACAAGGGCGUCUGUCAGUGGGCUGUUUACCUCAUCAGAGACCCAUAAGCUCACGGGCCUGCAAUACACAUUUCUGUCCUGGUCCAAUCCUAGUUCCUGUCCAACCUCCCUCACCUACACUUAAAGAAGACCAGCCUUGCAUUGACUUCUUCAGCUGGUGUCAUCUGGUGCCUCAGCAUGGCGUUUGCAAUCACAAAUUCUAUGGUCAACAAUGCUGCAAGUCCUGUUCCGCCAAAAGACAGUAGAGGAGAAGAUCUUCCCAUGAACCUCCUCACUGACUCUGAGAUCUGAAAAUCAUUGUCAUACAGAUAACCACUAUGGACAAAGUUGAUAUUUGCCAGAUGUGGUAAAGAGACAUUCCACUGGACCAUGUCUUGAGAGAUAAUGAGAGACUGGAAUCCAAGGAACUCGAGUAACUCUGUACGUUGGAAAACUGCGCCUGGAUCUGGCUUCAUCUGUGGUGUAUCAUACCUAGAAUUGUGGUUCUUCAAUAACCAAUCUGCAGAACAUUUAUAUUGUAAAUAUCUCUGCUUGUUCUUUUAUGAUUGGUGACGUGACAAAAGGUUAAAGCCAUUAAGAGACUUCCAUCAUCAGUUCAUUUGUAUGCUACAUUGAAGACCACCAGAUGAACAUUGGUGUGACUGUGUGCAUCUGAAGUACUGUAGAAGACUUUGAGCUCCAGGUGAACCCAUGAGACUCUGUUUACCAGCAGAUCUAUACAGAACUGAGGCAUGAUUCACACAGCGUUCCACUGCACUGCUUUUUAAUGAUUUCAUCAAUGUAUACAUGUUCUCGAUGCUUGUCCGUUGCUUUGUGUCUUGAUGCUUUUUAACCUCUUGCAUGUGAGUGCUUUUUUGUGUCGAGUUAAGAGAAGUUGAAUGUUUGGCACAGCUCAUAAAUGUCAGUUUCAAAACAGUGGACCAAUCAGAAGAAACCAAGGGCAGGACAAACUUCAGAAAUAACUGUUCAGCAUUUGUUGGAGGAAGAGUUUAUCUAUAGCCACUGUGAUAAAAACAACAUUUCACACUGAACAGCUCUUCAGCCUGUAAUCAUUUAGACUAAAGGUGUGGUCACAUUUGUGAAAUUUUGCAUCAGAAUUGUCAAUUGUCUAAUGUUAGUAGUGUAGUGAUGUAUGAAGCACAGCUCACACAGAAGUAACUUUCAAACUAAGCGACUUUAUUUGUUUACGCAACAAAUCCACGUUGUACGACUUGAACCUAUUACAAAAUCUGAUCGGGGAAAUCAUUCUUCCCUGUGCAAAAGUCUUGAUCACAUGGAUUCCUAUUGAAAUGACUGAAAUUUGAUGAACAAUGGUAAUUGUGACCACACCUCAAUACUGCCUGCUUUGCAUGACUGCUUUAGUUUGAAUCAGUGAAUGUGUUGAAUCAGUAUUUUUGGUGCAAUAAGAAGUGCAGCGCACAUUCUCAUUCCAUCAUCUUUUUUUUUUUCACAAAAUAAUUCAACUUAUAUAUUUUAUUAGUUAAUGUGUUUACUUCAUUAAAAAAAGAAAACACACUAUGUUCUUAUAUGUAUAUGUAUAUAUAUGAACUACAGUAACAUUUCCUCCUGUCAAGAGAGCAUGCAGGCUUAUGAUUUUAAUACACAUUACCAUGCAUCAGUUUUCUCUGUGAAGCUGGUGUAACCUGUAAGGUUGAAUCACAAUCCCACCUGAUUGCCACAGAAGACUAAAGCAGACAAGAUAGAUUCAUCAUAAAUGAAGAUCAGUGCUUCUGCUGAAAUAUAUGGGUCCAUUGGCGGAUGAACAAAGUUUGUGUAUGACUGCCAGUAUGUGUGUGUGAAAUUUGUCUGCGGUUCAUGCAGCGCUGUCUCCCAUGCGGUGUGCGAGAGGGUUGAGUUCGUCCCAGAUGUGUGUCAGAGAGAGUAGAGUAGGUUGCUCUCAGUCACUUUGUAGGGACCAAUUAGUGUGCAGGAGUGAGUGUCAUGUUCAGGAGGAGGAGAAGCUAACAAACCCAAGCCUCUCAGGACUUGGGACCUCAUCUCAGUUUACUUUGUUAGUGCUCUUCCUCUCUUUCUGUUUGCUGCAGUUGUUGGGCCACUGUUUUGUUCUGUGGAGUCUCACCUUAGUAAUCCUUUCCCAGGGUUCAGGUAUGACGGUCCGGCUCUGACAAUAAACAUUGGAGCAGAUGGCACAUGUGGUGUAGCAGAAGCACUCAUUCUGUCUUCAUUUCAUUCCGAACACUUCAUUAACAGUCCCCAACCCCUUGAAGGGACAUUUGCAUACACUAAUAAGUUCAAAAGGUCACUUUUAAAAGUAGAUGUUGCACUGCAGGGUGCCCUGUCCUUUUUUCCUGAACCAUUUUAAAGAGUACUUUCAAAUAAUAGUUUUAUAACGUCUGGAACUCAGUUAGUUUCAUUUGUUCAUUGUUUUUGACUUAAAAAGUGCUCCUAAUCACAAACAAACAUAAAAGUAUAUUGUUUAGGCUUGUUGUGAUGUAACGUAUGUUGUACAAAUGUCUUUCAUCACUGUCUGAAUUGAAAAAGUGUGUAAUUUAUUAUAUGUCAAAAAUAGUUCCUGGGCUACAGUGUUGUCUGGAGAGGAGCUUUCCGCAUAAUAGCACACUGCAAGUGUGAUAUUUAAUAUUUUCACUGAAAGUUUUAUAAUAAAAAGUAUUUGAUUUACUGUA
Messenger RNA from Carassius gibelio (silver crucian carp), 6379 nucleotides. RefSeq names its product A disintegrin and metalloproteinase with thrombospondin motifs 18-like. The transcript is spliced from 23 exons. Gene Ontology annotation, molecular function: metalloendopeptidase activity. NCBI's taxonomy places the organism in Eukaryota, Metazoa, Chordata, Actinopteri, Cypriniformes, Cyprinidae. The coding region runs from base 236 to 3979 and encodes 1247 amino acids. Gene Ontology annotation, cellular component: extracellular matrix. Gene Ontology annotation, biological process: proteolysis; extracellular matrix organization. The record is from RefSeq and is a predicted model, not a curated record.